ACACUUAGCCUAGUUUAGCCCCGUGUCAGAAACAACAAAACACACAGCCAUCAUACGGGUCACAUGUUGCUUUUUAAAUUGCUACAUUCCCAUCUGCGUAUUUGUUCGAUAUUUAGGCGAAUCCCUGUCUCCAGAGGGGUGUAUAUCAUGGCAGCAGUGUUUCAGUAGCCAAACUGCUGACAGAAAGAGGUGAGCUUGUUGAAUUAGCGCGAGGUGAGCGAACUUCCUGAAUCUUGACUCACCGUUUUCCCAGGAAAGACGAGCGGGGACAGACGAGCGGUACAAACGACAAAAUAUAUGCUCAUAUCUCGGUCGUUAUUACACUCUCUAGACGUUUAGUCGGUUUUUUGCACUGAACAUUUGGCAAGAUAAGGACUUUAGUCUCAGAUAAAGCCUGUAGUUUUUCCACUCUGCGAAAAGCUUUAACAAUCGAAGAACAGCUUUGUCCUCGUUUAUCGCGUUUGUCGUGUGGAUCGUUUGAACCAGCUGUAGCAGAAUGGGGCUUCCAGGAGGAAUAACGUGUGUAAAAUACGUGAUGUUCAUCUUCAACCUUCUCUUCUGGUUGGCAGGUACAGGUGUAUUGGCUGUGGGUCUCUGGCUGAGGUUUGAUCCCAAGACUAGAAACCUGUUUGAAGGGGAAAGCUCUCCCUAUGUGUUCUAUACAGGUGUGUAUAUCCUCAUAGCUGCAGGAGCACUGAUGAUGGUGGUGGGGUUCUUUGGCUGCUGUGGAGCCAUUCAGGAGUCACCAUGCUUGCUGGGAUUGUUCUUCUUCUUCCUGCUGCUUAUCUUUGCAGUGGAAGUAGCUGCUGGAAUUUGGGGAUUUUCCAACCAGAGUAAGGUUGUUGAUGACAUCACUCAGUUCUACAGGCAAACAUACAGCAACUAUAAAGAGAACAAGCAAGAUGCUCUGAAAGAAACCCUUCGUCUAUUCCAGGAGAGGCUGAACUGCUGUGGACCCUCUAACACAGCGGAAGACUUGAAAAUUCUUGAAGGCACCUGCCCCAAAAAGGAUGGAUUGGAAACCCUUAUUAUCAAGAGCUGUCCUGAUGCUAUUGAUGAAGUCUUCAACUCGAAACUGCAUAUUAUUGGAGCUGUUGGGAUCGGAAUUGGUGUCAUCAUGAUCUUUGGGAUGGUCUUUAGCAUGAUGCUAUGCUGUGCCAUUAGGAAGACCCGGGAGAUUGUAUAAGGGCCUUUUACCUGGGAAACUGCCAGUGUAUUCAUGUUGCAUGAUAUCUGUCCCAAAGCACUCGCUCUAACCUCAUCAGCUAAGGGCCAAUUAGAUCACACUGACAGUCACUUACUCCAGACAAUGCUGGGGUUUCUUUUGUCUGAUUAGUGGGAAUUCACUCUUUUUCUCAGUGCAGCUGUAUGAUUGGUUUAGAUCAUGUGUAAUGAGCCAAUGGGUUUAGUUGACUUUGUCAAGCCCAUUGGAAAACAGCCUUCAAGUCUAACUUUUUAUAUUUUUUUAUCAUUCAUGACAGAUUUUAAAGAUGAAUUAUUGUUUGCUCUGUGGUAAUUGCUGUCUUGCUUCUAUUGAUAUAAACUGAUAUGAAAUUUUCGAAUGUUAUAUUUGUUUGUGAUUUUUAAAUAGGGUUAUUUUGAUGUAUCACAAUCAAUGCACAUGGCUCAAAUAAAUGCCAAAUACUCUA
This is a messenger RNA of Colossoma macropomum (tambaqui), 1649 nucleotides long. RefSeq names its product CD9 molecule a (gene cd9a). The record is from RefSeq and is a predicted model, not a curated record. Gene Ontology annotation, cellular component: membrane. Bases 497 to 1186 code for a protein of 229 amino acids. Lineage: Eukaryota; Metazoa; Chordata; Actinopteri; Characiformes; Serrasalmidae. The transcript is spliced from 8 exons.